Messenger RNA from Plasmodium relictum, 594 nucleotides. Its product is annotated as conserved Plasmodium protein, unknown function. The record is from RefSeq and is a predicted model, not a curated record. Gene Ontology annotation, cellular component: EMC complex. The transcript is spliced from 4 exons. Bases 1 to 594 code for a protein of 197 amino acids. NCBI's taxonomy places the organism in Eukaryota, Apicomplexa, Aconoidasida, Haemosporida, Plasmodiidae.
AUGGAUGAUACAGAGAUAACUAUUGAGAAUUCUGCUUAUGCAAAAAUUUUUAUGCAUGCUUUAAAAAAUUCCUAUGAUGAUGUAUGUGGAAUAUUAAUAGGAAAAUGUUUUGAAGAUGAGAGAGAAAAAAAAAAAUGUUUAAUAACUAAUUCUAUACCAUUAUUUCAUACUCACAUAUUAGCUCCUUUUUUAAAUUUAUCAUUUACACUGGUAGAGAAUUAUUACAAAAAUAAAGAAGAAAAAAUUAUUGGUUAUUAUCAUAUAAAUGCAGAUGAUUCAAAGAACAAUGAUAUAAAGAAUAUAAAAAUUUGUGAAUUAAUUUCAGAUAAAUUAAUAAAAAAUUAUAAAAAUGCUCUAAUUUGUUUAGUUCAAAUAUCAAAGCUAAAUAAUAGCGAUGAUAAUUGCUUAAAUAUCUAUCUGAAGAACGAUACAUCCGAAUGGAAAAAAAUUCAUAUAAAUAUUUCUAGUGAAAAUAAGGAAUUUUUAAAAAAAAAUAUUUCAAAUAAUGGAUACUUGAAUAUAUGUGAUUUUGACGAUCAUUUAAAUUGUAUUAAUUAUGAUUUUAUGAAUCCAAAUUUAUUCAAAAAGGUUUAA